AUGGGAAAAGACGAUCCAUCACAAGCUGGGAUCAGUGCAAGAAAGCCUUCUUGGCUAAGUUCUUCUCCUCAGUCAGAACUGCAAGCUUCAGAACCAACAUCUCAAGCUUCGCACAAAAGCACGGCGAGAGUUUCACAGACGCCUGGGAACGCUUCAAAGGAUAUCAGUCGAAGUGCCCACACCACGGUUUCUCUCAAGAGUCACUCCUUAAGUACUCUAUACCGUGGUGUACUGCCUCGCUUCAGGCAGAUGCUUGACACAGCAAGCCAAGGAAACUUCUUGGCCAGAGAUGUGACGACGGUCUGUUCUUGGUGGAAAACAUGGCAAUGA
Messenger RNA from Microthlaspi erraticum, 330 nucleotides. The record is from the annotation of a GenBank genome assembly. Lineage: Eukaryota; Viridiplantae; Streptophyta; Magnoliopsida; Brassicales; Brassicaceae.